CACGUCACUAAACUCCCAGUCAAAUGAUACAUAUUGAAUACAAACGGCAAAAGAAGCUUCCAUUUAUUGUGGUGAUGGUGGAAAGCAUUAAAAGUCUGAAUGAUCCACCAACCUCAAUCUAUUUUGUAUCAGGCACACCGAAACCUUCACAAAAGUCAAGAUUGCAUGCCCACAAAGCGCCCCCGCACCAUCCGAUACCAUCCUUAAAAGCCAAUGGAGCAAAUCUGAAUCGGAGGCUGCAAGAGCAUAGCUUGAAAGUCCCGAACAUGGCGGAGCAGCACAGAGUCCACCCGGUGGACGUCGAGUCUCCACCGCCGUCGGCACCGGAGGCUCCCCCGAGCUUGCUACAACCGGAGAAGGCCGGCGCCACCGCACCGGCCGCCCAUUCGAGGCCUCCAAGAAAGAGGAGGAGCCGCUGCUGCACGUGUUUGUGCUGGUCUCUCCUCGCCAUCGUCAUCCUCAUCGUCGUCAUCGCCGUCGCCGCCGGCGUCCUCUACCUCGUCUUCCGCCCCAAGAUCCCGAAGUACUCCGUGGACCGCCUCGCCGUCUCGAGCUUCGCGGUCGACGACAACGCGACCGUCGCCGUCACGUUCAACGUGACGGUGACGGCGAGGAACCCCAACAGGAGGAUCGGCAUCUACUACCAGGGCGGGAGCGACCUGAGCGCGUGGUACACCGACGAGCGGCUCUGCACCGGGAGCUUCCCAGCGUUCUACCAGGGCCACAGAAACACGACGGUGCUGCACGUGUUGCUCGCCGGAGAAGCAAAGAUCGGGAACGAGUUGCUAACGGAGCUGCAGCAGCAGCAGCAGACCGGGACGAUACCGUUGGCCGUCCGGGGAGUCGUGCCGGUGAGAGUGAAGCUUGGGAAGCUGAAGCUGUGGAAGGUGAGGUUCAAAGUGAGGUGCAGUCUGGUGGUGAACAGCCUCAGUGCCAACGGCGAUGUCAGCAUCCGAUCCAGCAGCUGCAAGUUCAAGCUGAAGCUCUGAUUCUUAUUUCUUUUUCGGUUGGAGCUCCGAGGAUUCCUCGACGGUUUGGGCUUCUGAUUCUUUCUCUCUCUUGCUUCCCUUCUGUCCUCAUCAUAUGAAAUAAGAGAUGUGGCUGUGGUAGCUUCAUUGCA
Messenger RNA from Musa acuminata AAA Group (dessert banana), 1120 nucleotides. RefSeq names its product NDR1/HIN1-like protein 6. The record is from RefSeq and is a predicted model, not a curated record. The coding region runs from base 24 to 989 and encodes 321 amino acids. Lineage: Eukaryota; Viridiplantae; Streptophyta; Magnoliopsida; Zingiberales; Musaceae. Gene Ontology annotation, cellular component: plasma membrane. The transcript has a single exon.